UUUGGGAGAGCAGUGACACUUGUGUGCGGUCCGUUACGUAGAUCAGAAUGGACAUGGCCCUCUUGGAACUUGGACUGGUCGUAUUUGGAUUCAUUCUAUUCCUUGUCCUUUGGCUCAUGCAUUUCAUGUCCAUCAUCUACGUCCGGCUUCAUCUGAACAGGAAAACGACGGACAAGCCGUCGUACAGCAAGCUGGUGGGCGUGUCCCUGCUGAAGCCCCUGAAAGGGGUGGACCCAAACCUCAUCAGCAACCUGGAGACCUUCUUUGAGCUGGACUACCCCAAGUAUGAAAUCCUCCUCUGUGUCCAAGACCACGACGAUCCUGCUGUUGACGUCUGUAAAAAAUUACUUGGAAAAUAUCCCGACGUGGAUGCCAGACUGUUUAUCGGAGGAAGGAAAGUUGGCAUCAAUCCCAAAAUAAACAACCUGAUGCCGGGAUACGAAGGGGCGAAGUAUGACCUGGUGUGGGUGUGCGACAGCGGCAUUCGCGUUAAACCAGACACCCUCACUGAUAUGACCAAUCAGAUGACGGAGAAGGUGGGGCUUGUGCAUGGCCUCCCGUACGUGGCGGACAGGCAAGGCUUCGCUGCGACGUUAGAACAGGUGUACUUCGGGACGUCUCACCCCCGCUCCUACAUCUCGGCCAACGUGACCGGGUUCAAGUGUGUGACGGGCAUGUCCUGCCUGAUGAGGAAGGACGUGCUGGACCAGGCCGGCGGGCUCAUCGCCUUUGCCCAGUACAUCGCCGAAGAUUACUUCAUGGCCAAGGCCAUCGCCGACAGGGGGUGGAAAUUCUCCAUGGCAACGCAGGUCGCUAUGCAAAAUUCGGGAUCGUACUCGAUCGCUCAGUUCCAGUCCCGCAUGAUCAGGUGGGCGAAGCUGCGCAUUAACAUGCUGCCGGGCACGGUGUGCGAGCCCGUGUCCGAGUGCUUCCUGGCGAGCCUGAUCAUCGGCUGGGCCGCGCACUGCUUCUUCCAGUGGAACGUCCUGGUCUUCUUCCUGUGCCACUGCCUGGCCUGGUUCAUCUGCGACUACAUCCAGCUGCGAGGCGUCCAGGGUGGACCCCCGCCCUUCUCCAAGCUGGACUACGCCGUGGCCUGGUUCAUCAGGGAGUCCAUGAGCCUCCGCAUCUUCCUGUCCGCACUGUGGGAUCCCACCAUCAGCUGGAGGACAGGCCGCUAUCGACUACGCUGUGGCGGCACGGCCGAGGAGAUCCUGGACGUAUGACCCCUGGGGGCCAAAGACUUCACACAGAGAGCCUGGACGUAUGACCCCUGGGGGCCAAAGACCUCACACAGAGAGCCUGGACGUAUGACCCCUGGGGGCCAAAGACUUCACACAGAGAGCCUGGACGUAUGACCCCUGGGGGCCAAAGACUUCACACAGAGAGGAAACCCGUAUGACCCCUAGGGGCCAAAGACUUCACACAGAGAGGAAACCAUGGAAACGGAAAAUGAGCUGGAGCAUCGAGUGACAGUGCUUUCGGAGAGAAAAGGCGUGACAGUUCCAACCGGUUUCAGGAAGAAAAAUUCAACCUCAGUCUCGAACUUGAAUUAAUGCAAAGCAAGGUUCUUGUUUUUUAUUAUUUUAUUAUUUUCUUUUUUAAAGAACUGCACUCCUUUUUCCCAGAAGAUGCCUCAGCUCCUCCUUCCUCCGUGCCCAGUUAUUGUGUCAUGAGGAAGGAGGAGUGGAGAAAUGUGUGAGAACGUGAGAGGUAAUAUCUGAUUUCGGUUUUUUUAAAAAUAAAAAUUGGGAGCCAUCCUGAAGAUGGCCAAAGUGUAUGUAACUUAUACCACAGAACUGCAGGUAACAGUGUGUGGAGUGGGCAUGUGGCCAUUCACUGCACUGCAUUUUAUAUGCAGUUAAUCAGAUAACUUGCCUAUUAUGCUAUCUGCAUGUUGUUUUGGCCUAUGUAUUAAAAAUGAAACAUUUGAUGAUGUUUACGAUCACACAAGACUCACAUAUUUAUAGUUAUAUCUAGUUCUGUUAUAUUGCUAUUUGAAUGCAGUGUAAUUAUACUCUCCUGAACAUGGUGUUGCCUUGACUACCAAAAUUAAAUGAGCAGAUCUGGUAGGGCCCCCUAGUAUUGGUGAGAUAAUUUAAGGUGUUAAUUCUCGUUAAGCUUGUUAUGACGGCACGUGUUGGGCAGUCGUUUCUCAAGCUUCAGGAGUUACAGUUUCCCUCCUGAAGUGCUCCAGUUUUUGUCAGUGUCCGUCUGGGUGAAUUUUGUAGUUAUCUUCAAGCUCCAGAUUUAACAAGGCUGCAGUAUUGUAAGACUUUCCUAUAGUAUUAAAAAGAUAUUUUUUUAUUUUGCACCAAUAUCCCACUUGAGCAAUUUGCUACUUACUUUGAUGCGUUUAAGUUUAAGGUAUGUUCAUAGACUAGCAUAGUUAUAUAGGCAACAGCACAAAAUGAUGCCCCUCUCUCGUGUGGUUCAGUUCCUGCUGCAGAGGGUGGGGGUUUCAUUUUGGGGUUAUGCCACUGUGUCCAGAGUUAUGUAGACGACCAUUUGACUUACACAUCUGACUGUCUUUCGGGUUGCGCAAAUACUAGUAAAACAAGAAAACGCCCUGUUUGGAUGACCCGUGAGAGUGAAUCAGUUCAAAUAAAAACCCAUAAGCCCAUGUUGAUUUUUAUUACCUGAAUCUGGCACAGCAGCAUUUAUACGCUGUGGUGUGUACAAAAUAAUUCACCACUGGCUCAGGCAUUAAUAGAAACAUAAUUGAGCCGCAUUAAUAUGAUUUUUCAAGGUUAAUUUUUCAUGGCCUCAGGAACCCCGAUUUGAUAUCUUUUGAAAUGUAAGCCAGUUACAACAUUCUCUUCUCUACUGUGGUUUCACCUUCCCUGGGAAUUUCAAUUUACGAAUUUGCCUUCAAAUCAUUUUUAGUUCCAUGUUCUAACAUGGAAAGCAACAUUAUAAAAAUAAAACUCCUGGCUUGCAAUGGAAAGGUAUUAUUAAAGAUUUUCCCAAAUUAGUGCCACAGGAGCACUUGAAUGUUUUAAUGAAAGGUUUGAAUAAUUUUCUCCAAUAGUUUUGCAAAGAAAGUGGACCCGAACAAGGUUGCGCAUCCCAAAAAACAAAACUGGAUGAUCAUUUCAGCAAAACAUAUUUUUCUUUGAGAGUAUUUAUUGUAUCGCUCGGUUAACCACAAUGUAAGUGUUACAGAAUCCAGUCCUAUGAAUGCCAAAGGUAUUGUGGUUCUCAUUGGACGGCAGAGUGUUUCUGAUCUUUUUCAAUGUUCAACAGUGUUUUUAAACAACGCUGAUUUCUCAACGAUGUUUGGAUGGAACAUGGGAACAGUUUUUUAUGAUUGCUCUUCUCUCUUUUUAAUUGCUGCCAGGAAUUUCUGAGAGGGGACUCUUAUUUUGAAGUGCUACAGUCCUGUGUGCGUCAUGGCCGACUCCUGCACUGUACUGCUUGCUAGCAAGCCGCCAAACCGCUAAUAUAAAUGUUGUUCUGACCGCGUCUGACAUGUCGUCUCCCUUUCGCUUGCCUGACACUGGCCCUGUAGUCCUGUCAACACAAGCUGUUUAAUGCUCACAGAAGUUCAUGGCCUUGCAGCUUCUGUGUUUCAUUCAGAAUCUUGCAUCAAACGAUCCAUGUCAGGCUAUAUUGUGUGGAAUAAUUUAACAAUACAAAACUUGUGUGUGAUAAAUAUGUCAGGCUAGCUGCCCCGUUUGGACCAGUAAACCUGCACCCCUGACCCCCCCUUGGGUUUCGUUAUGUUUCCAGAGAAAAGCGCUCCUCUUUGUGGGUUCUGGCUGCUGCAGUCGAGCCGAAUUCGACGGUCAAAUCGCCUUUAAGCUCAGAUUCUGGUCUUCCUGAGAGUAUCCAGGAGCACAGCGACAGGUGACUGGAGACGCAGAGCUGAAGGUCAAGUGGGGAGAGAGGGAACAGAAAACAGAGGAGGAACAGGAACAGGGAGCUUUGCCAUAGAGAGCACAGGUGUGAACCACCACUGUAUUUGUUUGUGGAACAAAAAAUGAAACAUUUCUGCAUUUUGCUUUGGUUCUUGUAACUUGCAGUACCUUUAACCUUUUUGAAAGUUAUUUUCCUAAAAAAAGGAAAAAGCAGUUUGCUUCAGUAAGAAUUACAAACGAACGUUGGGCUGCAUGUGAAUAACUCGUGAGCAGCACCGUUACCAGUCCACGCUGCUAUAUCGCAGGGUGGGUGGGGGGCAUACGGUUCUUUUUUCCCAGCUGUAGGGGCAGUUUUUUGACGGCCAAACCCAGACCUUCAGCCUUCCUUGCCAGUCGCUGUCUCGCUUCGCAAAUAUUUUGUUAGAAGGCUUGUUGAGAGGGUGUCUAAAACGCACUGUUAAUUUAAUUUAAAAGACCUGUGUUUUUACGUAGGAAUGUAUUGUAUGUGUGGAUAUAUGUGUUUCUGUAUGUGUACGCAUCUGGGCAUAAAUGUGCCAUGGGGUUUUCCCAUACACCCUGUAAUUACUGCCUUUUUUAUCAUCACAAUACAACACGAUUGUGUGUUUGCUCUGUCCAGUGGAGAGAGAGGUCAUUGUUUGUGUUGUUUUUAGUGUUUAUCGAUGUUGCGGUAGGCUGAUGUGGAUUAGACCCUGUGUAGACCUGAACACCUGUGCUCCUGUACACAGGCUCACCUGUGGGCCUGCAGGUCUUUACAACCCCAGUGUUUACCUUUCCUCAGCCUGAGACCGUCAGACCAGCACGUCUUACUGAUGCCCCAGGGCCUGAAUUUAGCACCUGCUUUAUCCCGAAUACUGAAGAGAGAAGCACACAUUCCCCUUCCAACAGUUUAUUACAGUAUGCACUGAAGUUUCUGAAGCUGACUUCAAAUUAUGACAUCUAAAAAUAUAAACACAGGCAAAACAGACUGGCUUCAACACGCUAUUCGCUGUUAAGGAAAUGAGCAAACUAGUGGGGCCUGCAUGUAGCCUGUCCUGUACCUGGGUUUUGGGUUCGCUCCUGCAGUGGGUCUACAUGCAGGUAGUAUGUCAGCUCUCCUUAACAGCUUCUCCCAGCUCCUCCUGUUUUCCUUUGACUGUCUUUAAUUGUUCAGUACAUUUCAUUUACCCCAGUCUGGAUUUAUGAUGUAUGUACUUGAAAUAUCACUGUUAGACCAUUGUUAGAGGGUGUCGUAUAUUUCUGGAUGUUCUCGUGAACCACAGUGUUAUUGCUGAAAUCACUAUGAGGUGCCAUCUGAAAAAUAUGAUCUUAUGGCCCCAGAUGGGGAAAACGGGUGAGCUAUGUGCCACUCAGUGUUUUCUGUGAAUGUUUUCUAUGAAUCUUUUCUGCAGUAUGUUGUAUAGUUGCUGGUUGUUUUUUAUCACAUGUACAGUAUAUUUAUGAAGUUUGGUUGAUGUCAUUGUAGACACUGCUGAGCAAAGCCUAAUUUAUUUUCUAAAUGGAGGUAUUUGCUUAUGAUGCUGUUAGCGGUGUUAAAACAAGGAUGGACAAACUUUUAACUGUUCAGUCAUCCAUUUUGAUUAUGUCGAUAGUGUUGUCUAUUAUGUAUUGUACUCUGAUGCUAAAAAUGUAAUUUACAGCUGAAAACUGGCAUUACAGAAAAAAGAGCUUUGUUAAAAGCAUUUGUCAAGUC
Messenger RNA from Anguilla rostrata (American eel), 5571 nucleotides. RefSeq names its product ceramide glucosyltransferase-like. Bases 48 to 1226 code for a protein of 392 amino acids. The transcript has 9 exons. The record is from RefSeq and is a predicted model, not a curated record. Lineage: Eukaryota; Metazoa; Chordata; Actinopteri; Anguilliformes; Anguillidae. Gene Ontology annotation, cellular component: membrane. Gene Ontology annotation, biological process: glucosylceramide biosynthetic process. Gene Ontology annotation, molecular function: ceramide glucosyltransferase activity.